AUGGGCACCCCCGUUGCCCGGGGGGCCAGGCCUCUCCCCGCCUCCGGGAAGCACUCUCCCCCGGUCCUCGGCCUGCUGCUCCUCGUCUUCGUCAAGCAAGUUACAGGAUCCCUCCUUGAGGACACAACUCGCAAGUGGGCUCAAUACAAAGAGAAGUGUCUGAGAGACUUACUCAAGGAACCUCCUGGGACCUUUUGUAACGGGACCUUUGAUCGAUACGUGUGCUGGCCUCAUUCUUCUCCAGGAAAUGUCUCUGUUCCCUGCCCUUCCUACUUACCGUGGUGGCAUGAAGAAAACUCUGGAAGGGCCUACAGACGCUGCCUGGCUCAGGGCACCUGGCAGACACUGGAGAACUCCACAAAUAUUUGGCAAGAUGAUUCUGAAUGCUCCAAGAAGCACAGUUCCGAACAGAAAGUGGAAAACCACGCCUUGCUGUCGACCUUGCAGCUGUUAUACACCGUGGGGUACUCUCUCUCCGUCGUCUCCCUCCUCUUGGCUCUCACCAUCCUCUUGUUUCUUCGAAAACUCCACUGCACACGCAACUAUAUCCACAUGAACCUGUUUGCUUCUUUCAUCCUGAGAGCCCUGGCUGUGCUGGUGAAGGAUGCCAUCUUCUACAACUCUUACUCCAGGAGGCCCAACAGCGACAACAAGUGGCUGUCCUUCGUGUCAGAGAUAUCUGUCUCCUGCCGCUCUGCCCAGUUCCUGCUGCACUACUUUGUGGGAGCCAAUUACUCGUGGCUGCUGGUCGAAGGCCUUUACCUCCACACGCUGCUGGAGCCCACAGUGCUCUCUGAGAGGCGGCUGUGGCCCAGAUACAUGCUGGUGGGUUGGGCCUUCCCGCUGCUGUUUGUGGUACCCUGGAGUGUUGCUCGUGCACAGCUGGAGAACACCGGAUGCUGGGGAACCAACAGGAAUAAGAAAAUCUGGUGGAUCAUCCGGGGGCCCAUGCUGCUUUGUGUCAUGGUCAAUUUCUUCAUCUUCCUGAAAAUUGUCAAGCUUCUCAUUUCUAAGCUCAAAGCCCAUCAAAUGUGCUUCAGAGAUUAUAAAUACAGAUUGGCAAAGUCAACGCUGGUCCUCAUUCCUUUGUUGGGCGUUCACGAGAUUCUCUUCUCUUUCAUCACUGACGAUCAAGUCGAAGGAUUUUCAAAACUUAUACGACUCUUCAUUCAGUUGACUCUGAGCUCCUUCCAUGGAUUGCUCGUGGCUUUGCAGUACUGCUUUGCCAAUGGAGAGGUGAAGGCUGAGCUGCGCAAGCACUGGGUCCGCUUCCUGCUCGCCCGCCACUCCGGCUGCAGGGCCUGGGUCCUGGAGAAGAACUUCCGAUUCCUGGGGAAAUGUCCCAAGAAGCUGUCCCAGGCAGACGGCAAGGGGACGCUCCAGAAGCCGCAGGCCUCGCCGGGCGGUGGGCAGCUCCUGCACCUGGCCAUGCAGGGCCUGGGGGGGCUGGGCGCUCGGCCGCCGCGGGGACACGGGGCCUGGCCCCGGGGCAGCAGCCUGUCCGAGAGCAGCGAGGGAGACUUCACCCUGACCCACACCAUGGAGGAGAUUCUGGAAGAGAGCGAGAUCUAGGCUGGAGGCCCACCGCCCUGGCUCUGCUCCCCGAGAGCACGGUUCAGAGUCACCGGUCUUCCCCACGC
Messenger RNA from Lynx canadensis (Canada lynx), 1640 nucleotides. It is a transcript of the gene GLP2R, whose product is annotated as glucagon like peptide 2 receptor. Gene Ontology annotation, biological process: cell surface receptor signaling pathway; adenylate cyclase-modulating G protein-coupled receptor signaling pathway. Gene Ontology annotation, cellular component: plasma membrane. Bases 1 to 1572 code for a protein of 523 amino acids. The record is from RefSeq and is a predicted model, not a curated record. The transcript is spliced from 13 exons. Gene Ontology annotation, molecular function: glucagon receptor activity; peptide hormone binding. Lineage: Eukaryota; Metazoa; Chordata; Mammalia; Carnivora; Felidae.